This is a messenger RNA of Archocentrus centrarchus (flier cichlid), 3599 nucleotides long. RefSeq names its product sphingosine-1-phosphate lyase 1 (gene sgpl1). The record is from RefSeq and is a predicted model, not a curated record. Gene Ontology annotation, biological process: sphingolipid catabolic process; carboxylic acid metabolic process. Gene Ontology annotation, molecular function: pyridoxal phosphate binding; sphinganine-1-phosphate aldolase activity. Bases 191 to 1888 code for a protein of 565 amino acids. Gene Ontology annotation, cellular component: endoplasmic reticulum. The transcript has 14 exons. Lineage: Eukaryota; Metazoa; Chordata; Actinopteri; Cichliformes; Cichlidae.
CAGACCGCGCGCAGUUAUACCCGAUCCCGUUCGUUAGUUCCUCAGACUGGGGUUAGCUUGCUGCUGUGUUUGGUAGUAGCAUGUAGAUGAGAGGAGAACACUCAAAACAGGGCUGCAGGAGGUGACUUUCCCGAGGAGCGGACUUAGAAAAAGAAAAGGGAAACUUUCGGUGGCAGUUCGCCUUGAGAACAUGGAUUACUGGAGUGCCUUGGAGGUGUAUAAGGAGAUGGUGCUGCUGUACUUGGAGGAGGGCCGCCGGCAGGUCAACUCACAUUGCGCCGACCUGGAGCCGUGGCAGAUCAUCGGCGCGACAGUCAUCACCACACUGGGAGCACUAUGGGUCAAAGGCUUCCUAUUCCAGCAAGAAAGUCUGACAUCAAGAAUCAAGAAGCAGGGCUUUAGACUCAUCAGAAAAAUACCCUUCGUUGGCGGGGCAAUUCAGAGCAAGCUGAACAAGGCUUUGGAUGACAUGUCUGCUAGUAUGUGUACCCUGAAGGAGGGGAUGAGUUACACUACAGAGCUGCCCUCUAAAGGUCUCACUCAGAGCCAAGUAAUGGACAAAAUCAGAGAGUAUGACACCCUGAAUGAGGUAAAGUGGGAGAAAGGCUGUGUUUCUGGAGCAGUGUACUGGGGUGAUGCAUCACUGACCAAACUCCUGGUGAAGGUGUAUGGAGAUUUUGCAUGGAGCAAUCCACUCCACCCAGACAUUUUUCCUGGCGUAAGGAAGAUGGAAGCAGAGAUUGUCAGAAUGACCUGCACACUCUUCCACGGUGGACCUAACUCCUGUGGCACAGUCACCUCAGGUGGAACCGAGAGCAUACUGAUGGCCUGCAAGGCAUACAGAGACAUUGCAUAUGAACGAGGCAUCAAACACCCUGAAAUCCUUGCACCUGUGAGCGUCCAUGCAGCUUUUGACAAAGCAGCACAUUAUUUUGGGAUGAAGUUGGUUCACAUUCCUCUUGACAAGAAAACGAUGAAAGUAGAUGUGAAGGCCAUGAGGAGAGCCAUAAGCAAGAACACAGCCAUGCUUGUCUGCUCAGCACCUCAGUUUCCUCACGGAAUCGUGGAUCCUGUUGAGGAAGUAGCCAAGCUGGCUGUGCGCUACAACAUCCCACUGCAUGUGGAUGCCUGUCUGGGUGGUUUUCUUAUUGUCUUCAUGGCCAAGGCCGGUUACCCACUCGCCCCAUUCGACUUCAGGGUAAAGGGUGUUACCAGCAUCUCUGCAGACACGCACAAGUAUGGCUACGCCCCCAAAGGUUCAUCAGUGAUCCUCUACUCUGAUAAAAAGUACCGUCAGUACCAAUAUUUUGUAGCUCCUGACUGGCAGGGGGGGAUCUAUGCCUCGCCCUCUAUAGCAGGCUCCAGGCCAGGAGGAAUCAUUGCCGCCUGCUGGGCAACCAUGAUGCAUAUGGGAGAGAACGGAUACGUAGAGGCCACCAGGAAGAUCGUCAGCACAGCUCGCAAGAUCAAAACAGAAAUUCGCAAGAUAAAAGGGGUGUUUGUGUUUGGGGAUCCUGUGGUGUCAGUGGUGGCAAUCGGCUCAGAUGAUUUUGAUAUUUUCCGUCUUUCUAAUGCACUGACGUCAAAGGGCUGGAAUCUGAACACACUGCAGUACCCAUCCAGCAUCCACAUUUGCUGCACAGUUUUGCACACUCAGUCGGGGGUUGCUGAUCACUUUAUUCGCGAUGUCAAAGAGCAGGUCGCCAUCAUCAUGAAGAACCCCAAAGAGAAAACUACGGGAAUGGGAGCGAUCUACGGCAUGGCCCAGGCCAUCCCAGAUAGAUCCCUGGUGACGGAGAUCUCCCGAGGUUUCCUGGACUGUCUCUACAACACUGAGGUGCUCAAGUCAAACACCAGCCACAUGAAUGGGAACGGGAAAGCGCACUGAAAAGGGAAUGGGCCCUCCUUGCCCGAACACACUGCAUGCAGGGAAACGCUCUCGCCUCCUCCAAGAGCUCCAAUUUUUCUAACGCUCAGCGGUUGCCUUAUCUUGCAUACCUGCACCAUAUGUAGAAACAUUUGUAGCGAUCUUUGAAGCACAAGCCUUUGUCAUUUUAAUCAGCCCAGAGGGAAAUCGCUUUUAACACUGCACCUAAAUGGUACAGGGAAGACAUGGCUGGGUCCAAACGAGUUUUAACCUCGACUUUGAUUUAAAUUAUGUAGAGGAAAUGUUUGUGAUUAUUGUUUUUGUUUUACAGUUCAUUUCAAUUUUAAUUUAAUAUGCAUGUCUAUCAUGAUGUCUACUGAUUACGCAGCAAAACCAUUCAGUUUUUUUUAAAAUACCAGAACAUUUCAGCUCAUUGCCAUCGCCGCUUCAUCGUCCUUGAUGACUCUGCAAAAAAGAAAUCACUCAGUGUGUUCAAAUCGCUGUGCUGCCUCUAGCUUAUAACCUGAUGUACUGCUCUGGACUGGCUGUACACACCUGUGUCGGUGGGGACAUUAUCAUCAUCAUCACUAUGUAUCAAUCUAAAAAUAAUCAUUUUUAAUGUAAAAGCACUGCAGUCUAAAAAGUACAUAUCAGGUUAAUGUGUACAUCACUUGAAACCGACGUUUAUCUGCAAACCUGAACAUAUAAGUCCUCAUUUGUUAGCACUUCAUUUCGUUGUCAGUCUGCAUUUGUGGUCCCAUCUGCUGUGGUUGGUAUUGCAGACAGUGGGAGCUUUUAAUGUUAUUAAUGUCCACUAAUACUGUCUUUUAAUUUAAAUAAGGGAGAACAGGGGCAUUAAUAUUUUGAAAGAGGCUAGUGAUGUCCAAAGUUCUUCAACUACUUGUCAGUUACUUGUAUAAUAAAGUAGCAGAAAUGUAAUAUUUCUGUAAUCUGUAGUCUUCAAAGUCACCUGUGUGUCACCUUGUUGUAAUCAUUUGUUUCCUAAUUCAAUCUACCUCAGUUUCCACUCAAUGCAAAUGUCAUUAUUUCAUCCAAUGAAAUUCAUUGUAACGGGGUAUCAGUUUUCCAUUUCUUACAAUAUAGACAUCACAGUGCUGGGGCAUUUGAGAGACUGCACUAAAGUGUCCCUAAAUACACUGAAAGGGAACAUCUCCACUGUGACUGAUCCACAGAUUGAGAGAUUAUUUUGAUUAUUUUGGGAGAAACCAGCUGUUUGCCCUGUCUGUGGAUAUACUGUACUGUGGUAAAUAUCUAGUCAGCAGGAUGUGUUACUCACAGGUUGAUAACAAUGCAAACUGUAACACCAAAAUGACCUUGUUCUCUUUAUCUCACAUGGUUUCCUAACAUCACUGAAACUCCUUGAAUUUAUUUCCAUGUCUGUGCAAUAUGUAACUUCUCCUCGAUGAAGUGUAACAAAUGGGAAUGCUCUACUUUUCAUGUUUAACAGAAGCGUUGUAGUGAGCGACAGCUCAUCAGCCUUGAUUAGUGAAUUUUAAGCAUUUGUGUGACCACUGCAUUUUCAUCACUUGCUUAAUUUGACUUUUUUUUUUUUGAGCAUUUGUGUUUUCAGCAACUUUUUUUUUUUUAUGUACUGGGAACUUUUGAAGAGAUUAGAGAUGAAUGUAUUUAGAGUCUUAAAUGUGCAAGAAUUUCCCAUCUUGUAGCCAGUGCCUGGUUAAAAGACUAAUGAAACAAUCCCACUAACAAAGUU